Molecule: messenger RNA, 3042 nt
Organism: Amyelois transitella
Lineage: Eukaryota; Metazoa; Arthropoda; Insecta; Lepidoptera; Pyralidae
Gene: Sf3b2
Product: splicing factor 3B subunit 2
Exons: 13
Coding region: 167-2935 (922 amino acids)
Biological process (GO): mRNA splicing, via spliceosome
Cellular component (GO): precatalytic spliceosome; U12-type spliceosomal complex; catalytic step 2 spliceosome
Source: RefSeq, a predicted model, not a curated record
CAAAGUCAAAAUGAAAUAACCUCCCUCCGCGUCGUUUAGCUUUCGUUUCGUGUUUUGCUUUGUAGCAUGAACUUUUUUGUAAAAUAACUGUGAUAUUUGUAUGAUAAUCUUAAAGCUUUCUUAAUUAUAGUGUUAGUAGAUGUGCUAAUCUAGAAAACACAUCAAAAUGGAUGGUCCUCCAGGUACCGGGCCUCCGGUCAACAAUGGAUCGAUGGGUCCACCGGGCAUGCCGAACUUUCCUCCUAUGCCUCCUCCACCCGGCGCUAUGGGGCCUGGAGGUAUGCCACCACCGCCUAUGGGCCCACCUGGAACAAUGCCACCUGUUUCUUCUUCAGGAGGACCGCCAAAUCUGCCACCGCCAGGCAUGGGUCCACCGCCUGGCAUGAUGGGCAUGGGUCCCCCACCACCAGGCAUGGGUCCUCCACCGCCAGGCAUGGGACCUCCACCAGGAAUGGGUCCACCACCUGGCAUGGGACCCCCACCUGGUAUGGGUAUGGGUCCCCCACCACCAGGUAUGGGCCCACCACCAGGUAUGGGUUCUAGAAUGCCUCCAAAUAUGAUGCGCAGUGGUCCUAAUAUGAAGGGGAACUUUAAUCAAGGAAUGGAUAUGGGUCCACCACCGCCAGGAAUGGGGCCUCCACCGAAUAUGCCUAUGGGUCACAGUCCAUGGGAUGGACCGGGGCCUUGGGAUAGUCAAGGUCCGCCAGGGCCUCCUGGGCCGCCUGGCUGGGGAAGACCUGGAAGAGAUGGUCCUCCAGGAUGGGAUGAUCAAGGGGAGGAAGGUGAUGAAGAGGAUAGAGACGAUGAAGAGUCGGGACCCCCACCACAAGGCCCUCCUCCAUCGUCACUGCCUUCUCUGCUGACAAUGAAAAUUGACACUCCAGAAGAGUUUCGUAGCAAAGCUGCUCCACCUGCUGUCCCCGGAGGCGUAGUGUUGCCAAAAGCAUUAGAAGAAGCCCUAGCAUAUAAAGAUCAGAGACAGGCUGCACUUGGAGGUGCUGCUGAAUCGCAAGAGAAGGAAGUGGAUGGUCCACCUGAAGCCCCUCCAGCUCCUGUGAUCAGUACCGAGUAUGAUGCAGAAGAGGAUGAAGGUGAUUCCGAUGAUGAGAAUGUUCCAGCAGCCCCACAGCCACCCAUCAUAUCCAAACAGGAGACUCAGGUCAACAAAGCCAACAAGAACAAGAGGAAGAAAUGGAAGAAGAAGGCCGCAAAGCAGAAGCGUCGAGAGGAGGCGCUGAAGAAAGACAAGACAGCCGCCCCCGCACCGGCUGCCGCUGCCAAAGACAAGGACAUGGCUAAGGAGAGCACCAGCGACAAGGAAAACCAGAAGGAAGCUGAUAUAGAGUAUGUCCAAGAGAACAUUCAGUUCCACGAAUUGGAGCCGAUGUACCGCCAGUUCCACCGCAUUCUGGAGGCGUUCAAGAUCACAGAGAAGAAGGAGGAAGUCAAGGAAGAGAAAGACUUACCGAAGCCCUCCAGCAAGCCCCAGGAGAAGGUGCAGGAUCAGUUCGCGGUCGAUGAGGAAGCGGCGGAGAAAAACGCAGCGGACGAAAAGGAGCGUAUGUCGAAACGCAAGCUGAAGAAGCUGUCGCGGUUGUCGAUGGCCGAGCUGAAGCAGCUCGUGUCGCGGCCGGACGUCGUGGAGAUGUAUGACGUCACCGCCCGGGACCCCAAGCUGUUGGUCCAGCUCAAAGCGCACAGGAACACUGUGCAAGUGCCAAGACAUUGGUGUUAUAAGCGGAAGUAUUUGCAAGGCAAGCGUGGUAUAGAGAAGCCUCCGUUUGACCUGCCGGACUUCAUCAAGAAGACUGGCAUCAUGGAGAUGCGAGCUUCGCUGCAGGACAAGGAGGAGACCAAGACCCUCAAGGCUAAAAUGAGGGAGAGGACCAGGCCCAAGCUGGGAAAAAUCGAUAUUGAUUACCAGAAACUACACGACGCGUUUUUCAAAUGGCAGACGAAGCCCCGUAUGACGAUCCACGGUGACUUGUACUACGAGGGCAAGGAGUUCGAGACCCGGCUCAGGGAGAAGAAGCCAGGGGACUUAUCAGAGGAACUGCGCACCGCUCUCGGCAUGCCAGUCGGGCCCGGGUCACACAAGGUCCCACCGCCGUGGUUGAUCGCUCAACAGCGUUACGGCCCGCCGCCAUCUUACCCUAACCUCAAAAUCCCGGGACUCAACGCGCCAAUUCCUGAUGGCUGCGCAUUUGGAUACCACGCCGGGGGCUGGGGGAAACCUCCCGUGGAUGAGACGGGCAAGCCGUUGUAUGGAGACGUGUUUGGUCAUCAGAGCAGUGGCCAGGAUGAUGCUGAGGACCAAGACAUCGACAGGACAAUGUGGGGAGAACUGGAGUCAGAGUCCGAAGAAGAAUCGGAGGAAGAGGAGUCGGAGUCGGAGGGCGAGGAGGCGGGCGCGGGCGAGCUGGCGGCGGGCGCGGCCACGCCGGGCUCGGGGCUGGUGACGCCGCUCGGCAUCAGCUCCGUGCCGCCCGGCAUGGAGACGCCCGACACCAUCGAGCUCAGGAAGAAGAAGCUCGACACCGACCACGAGGGUGGAGACACCCCGGCCUUGUAUCAAGUGCUGCCGGAGCGCCGCGUGGGGCUGACGGCCGGCAUGAUGGCCUCCACGCACGUGUACGACAUCAGCGCGGCUAACCCUGGCAAGCGAGCAGCGCCCGCGCCGCCGCCGGGCACGGCCAGCGAGCCGGCGCCGCCGCCGGGCGCCGUGGACGUGGCGCUGGACCCGUCCGAGCUGGAGCUGGAGCCCGAGGCGGUGGCGGCGCGCUACGAGCGGCACCUGCGCGAGCAGCGCCCGCGCGGCCGCGAGGACCUCUCCGACAUGCUGGCGGACCACGUCGCCAGGCAGAAGAAUAAACGGAAAAGACAGCAGAACACGGAUUCCAAACAAGCGAAGAAAUAUAAAGAAUUUAAGUUUUAAAAUCUGUGUAUUGGAGUUUAUUAUCCUAAUUUAUAAGUUUAAUUAUUGAUUAAUUCUUGGAAUCUAUCCAGGCAAGAAUCAUUCAAGAACUGUGUAAAAAUAUACUA